AUGGAUCCUACUGAUAUCAUUGACAGAUGUUCAGAAUUGACUCUGGAAGAGGAGGAAAUUGGUGGUCUUGAGGCACCCGAUCCACACGUGAUAGCUAAUGUGGUCGCUCACUGGGAUGUUGUCGGCCGAUUUUUAACAGAUCGCACGAUCAAGUUUGAUCACAUGCAGCAGGUUCUUGCUUCGGUGUGGCGCCCUAUGAUGGGGAUGUGUGUACUCCCUCUUGAAGACAAUCUGUUCUUGUUCCAGUUCCCGCACCCUAAAGAUAUGCGUCGAGUUAUUGACGACGGGCCUUGGUCGUUUGAGAACAAUAUGCUCGUGUGUAAAGAGGUCCCGGAGGGUACUCGACCAGAGGAUUUCCCGCACCCUAAAGAUAUGCGUCGAGUUAUUGACGACGGGCCUUGGUCGUUUGAGAACAAUAUGCUCGUGUGUAAAGAGGUCCCGGAGGGUACUCGACCAGAGGAUGUAGUGUUGGAUUCUAUUCCAUUCUGGGUGCAGAUUCACGAAUUACCUGCAGUCUAUGCUUUUAAUGCUUUUAUUCGUCAAGUUGGGGAUUACGUGGGUACGUUUGUGGCGGUGGAUCCCAACAACUUUGGUACUAGUCGACGCAGUUACUACCGUAUUAGGGUCAAGGUCGAUGUUACUGCUCCUCUAAAGAGGAUAAUCAAGUUAAACCGAAAGGAUGGUACGGCACAGUGGAUCACCUUUAAAUAUGAACGGCUCAGUACUUUUUGCUUUUGUUGUGGUCUUCUUGGACACUCUGACAAGUUUUGUAAGAAGGCUUACGACGAAGGAAUUGAACCAGAGAAUUUCCCUUACGGUUCAUGGUUACGUGCGGGGUCGCGUCGGCAGGUUCAACCCGUGGGUGCAAGAUGGAUAUUGCCAGAGCUCCCAGUUAAGGCCAGUGACAAUUCCAACGCUGCCAAUGCGGUUGGUUCGUUUGAUUUGGUAGUGACUGAUGACCCUAAGGAAUUGCAGGGUGAUCUUAAGAGAAGACGUGAGGAUACUACUGAGGUUGGUAGUUCAAGUGGGAAGGAUAUUGUCAUGGAAAAAGUUCCAAAAAACUUGAUGUUGGCGGGGUGGGCCNAGGCCAGUGACAAUUCCAACGCUGCCAAUGCGGUUGGUUCGUUUGAUUUGGUAGUGACUGAUGACCCUAAGGAAUUGCAGGGUGAUCUUAAGAGAAGACGUGAGGAUACUACUGAGGUUGGUAGUUCAAGUGGGAAGGAUAUUGUCAUGGAAAAAGUUCCAAAAAACUUGAUGUUGGCGGGUCUGGAGAUGGAACAAGUGAGACUUAAAAUGGGGUAUGAAGGUCUGUUUAAUGUUGAUAGGGUGGGCCUCGGAGGGGGUCUAGCUCUUUUUUGGAGAGAUUCGGGAAUGGCCACGCUUCUUAGAUUCUCAAAUAAUCAUAUUGAUGUGGAGGUUUCGUUGCCUGGUAAACCGCGUUGGAGACUUACCUGUUUUUACGGGUAUCCGGAAAGGUCAAGAAGGCAAGCGUCUUGGGAUCUUCUACGUCAACUUAAGGAUAAUUCUAAUCUUCCUUGGGUUGUGCUUGGGGAUUUCAACGACAUUACAUGUCAAUCCGAGAAGAGAGGGGUUCAUUCUCAUCCUUCUUCUCUUAUAGAUGGGUUCAAUGAGGCACUGCACAACUGUAACCUGCUUGAUCUUGGCAUGAUUGGCAACCGGUUUACAUGGGAAAAGGGUCGUGGAACUGAUGCAUGGGUGGAGGAACGCCUUGACAGGGUGGUGGCAAAUUUGGAUUGGACGGACUUAUAUACUGAGGUUUCUAUUCUUAACAUUCUCACUACGACGUCCGAUCACUGUGCUAUUUUUUUGAAUCUGAACCCAACUCGUUUGCAUACAUCCAAACGUACUUUCAAGUUUGAAUCUGCAUGGUUGUGCGAUCAAGGAUGUCGGAAUAUUGUUGAGGCUUCUUGGCAGCAGACUGUAGGCUCCCAUUUCCAAGACCGAAUAACUCUUUGUGGUCAAAGCCUUUGGAGGUGGGGAGGGGAGUAUUUUAAGCGCUUUGGGAGCUGGAUUAAGCAUCUAAGACACUUGUUAGAUGUGUUAAAGGAAAGUAGAAGGCCCUCUGCUAUUACUCAAUUUUUAGAAGCUGAGAAUGAAUUAAAUUUGUUGCUACGACAAGAAGAAAUAUUUUGGAAGCAGAGAUCAAAACAAUUAUGGCUCAAACAUGGAGAUUAUAAUACUAAAUAUUUUCAUAGAUUUGCCUCCGGUCGCCGCCGCAAUAAUCAUUUACUGAGGCUUUUGAAUCCUGAUGGCGUGUGGGUGGAAGAUAAUAAUAUGAAUGGGGAGGUACUCAGGUAUUUUAAUGAAAUUUUUAGUUCUGCGGGUACUAGUUCUGAUUUAUUUUCUCUUGUUCAAUGUCGGGUAACUGAGGAUAUGAAUAUACAGCUUCGGCAACCGUUUACUAUUGAUGAGGUUAAAGCUGCGCUAUUUGAUAUGGCUCCUGAGAAAGCUCCCGGUCCUGAUGGUAUGUCUCCUUCUUUCUUUCAACGCUUUUGGCCGAUAAUUGAGCACGAUUUAUAUAUGUUUGUUCUUAAUUGCCUUAAUACUUGUACGUUCCCUGAUGGUCUUAAUGACACAAAUAUCGUGUUGAUACCGAAAAAGAAAGUUCCUGAGAAAGUUUCGGAUUUGAGACCGAUUGCUUUGUGCAAUGUAGCCUACAAGGUUAUGGCAAAAGUGUUGGCCAAUCGCAUGAAAGGUUUUUUGAACGGUAUUAUAUCACCCACUCAGAGUGCAUUUGUACCCGACAGAUUAUUAUCCGACAAUGUGAUUGUUGCUGGUGAGGUAGGUCAUUAUCUGCGGAGAAAGUGUAAUGGGGCUGUAGGAUGGGCUGCUCUGAAACUUGAUAUGGCCAAAGCCUACGACCGAAUGGAAUGGUGUUUUCUGGAAGGGAUGUUAGCGACAUUGGGUUUUGAACGUAGGUGGAUUGAUUUGCUCAUGUUGUGUGUGAAAUCAGUGCGUUACUCUAUCCUAGUUAAUGGCGAGGUGGCGGGUUCUGUGAUUCCCACUCGUGGCAUUCGACAAAGUGACCCUUUAUCUCCGUACUUUUUCAUUAUCUAUGCGGAAGGGUUAUCUGUGCUUCUACAACGAGCUGAGGCUCGAGGGGAUAUUCACGGUAUCAAGAUUGCUCGUGGGGCUCCUGCUGUCUCACAUCUGUUGUUUGCGGACGACAGUUUACUAUUUUUUAAGGCUACCCAACAACAAGUACUUAAGGUUAAAGAUUGCUUGGAGGAAUAUUGUGCAGCAUCGAGGCAAGUUGUUAAUUAUGCUAAGUCCAGUGCGAUGUUUAGUACAAACACCAAUGCAGAUAUGCGUAAGUUUGUUGCCGAUUGUAUGGGAGUGCGUGUGACUGAGGAUCUGGGGCGCUACCUGGGCUUUCCAUCUGUGUUGGGUAGGAAUAAAACUGCCAUCUUCCGUUUUAUUGAGCAAAGGGUUCGUGAGAGAGUAAGUGGCUGGCAACAGAAGCUUAUUUCAAAGGCAGGUCGAGAAGUAUUGAUUAAAAGCAUCGCGCAAUCCUUACCAAUCUUUACUAUGUCUGUUUAUUUACUCUCGGGGCGUACGUGUGAUGCAAUUGAAAAGACUUUGAACCGAUAUUGGUGGUGUGGUGGUGACCGCCAGAAAGGUAUACAUUGGCUCAGCUGGUCUCGUUUGAGUGCGCCAAAGACAUGUGGGGGUUUGGGAUUUAAAAAGAUCCGUGAAUUUAAUAUUGCGCUGUUAGCUAAGCAGGGAUGGCGAUUGUUGACUACUCCAUCAUCGUUAGUCUGUCGUCUCCUGAAGGCAAAAUACUUCCCUCGUUGUGACUUCUUGGAUGCUCAAAUUGGCAAUAACCCUAGUUAUAUCUGGAGGAGCAUUCUAGCAGGGCAAGAACUUCUUAAAUCAGGGGUGGUACGUACAAUUGGCGACGGAAAGGACACAAGAAUUUGGGGAUGGCCUUGGUUGUCUGACAUGGAUAAUCCUUCCCUUCACACCCUUGGAGUUACUGAAUUUAAUGAUGCUACAGUUAAUUCUUUGUUUGAUGAGCAAGGUAAAUGGGAUUUAGAGAUUUUGCAUGAUUUAUUUGAACCUGAUGAUAUUCCCAGAAUCCUCGCAACUCCUAUUUCGCAUGAGAUAUCUGAUUCUUGGAGAUGGAGAGGGGAUAUAAGGGGUGUGUACACAGAUAAACUCUGGAAGCUCCCAGUUCCACCAAAGGUUAAAAACUUCCUUUGGAGGUGUGCUCGUAACAUUGUUCCGGUUCGGGAAGUUCUUAAGCAGAGGCACGUGUGGAUCGGUGGUGGGUGCCCCUUGUGUGAUAGUAUGGAAGAGACGACUGAGCAUUUAUUCUGUUCAUGCACUUUUGCAUGUCAAGUUUGGGGUGAAAACGACGUCGCCCAAGGGAAAUCUAUGCUUGAGUUCAUGCAAUCUGUGUUGAGCUCUGCGGAUGGGAACUAUGUUGUGCGAAUGGCUGCAGUUUGUUGGGUGUUGUGGUUGGUUCGAAAUGCAAUAGUGUGGCAGAAUGAGGUUAGAACGGUGCAUAGUGUUUGCAUGCAAGUCCAAAGGCUGCAACUCAUCUGGAAGGAUGCUUAUACAAAGACUAAUUUAUCUGUUAAUAAUAAUAUUCCCACUGCUUGGACCCCUCCUCAACAUGGCUUCCUUAAAUGUAAUGUUGAUGCCGCAAUAUUUGAUGAUGGUGCAGGUUAUGGUGCGGUGCUGCGAGAUCACCAUGGUCUUUUUGUGGCGGCGAAGGCUGAUCGUCUAAUGGCUACGCGUGACCCUCUUCUGGCGGAAGCAUUAGCGGUCAAGGAAGCUCUGUCUUGGAUUAAAGACUCUGAUUAUUCUAGUGUCAUUAUUGAAACAGACUGUUUAAAUUUUGUGCUUGCUUUUCAUUCUCGUUCUGUUGAUUUUUCCUAUGUGGGUUGUUUAGUUAAGCAUAGUCGUUCUUUGGCUAGUGACAUUGGGAACGUUUCUGUUCGCCAUGUCAAGAGGUUAGCGAAUCAGGUGGCUCACGUGCUUGCACGGGCAACUGGUUCAUCGUCUGGCCUGGGUUCGUGGUUUUCUUUUCCGCCUGGUUGUAUUUCUGAAUUAUUGAUUCAUUAA
Ipomoea triloba (trilobed morning glory) is the source of this 5091-nucleotide messenger RNA. RefSeq lists its product as uncharacterized. The transcript is spliced from 5 exons. Gene Ontology annotation, molecular function: RNA-DNA hybrid ribonuclease activity; nucleic acid binding. NCBI's taxonomy places the organism in Eukaryota, Viridiplantae, Streptophyta, Magnoliopsida, Solanales, Convolvulaceae. The record is from RefSeq and is a predicted model, not a curated record. Bases 1 to 5091 code for a protein of 1696 amino acids.